AUGCAGCCGUAUCAACCCAGGACCCCGCGGCAGGUCUAUUCCGUACCCGCCGCCCCCGAUUCGCCAUCGUACGAAAAGGAGUCUCACAUCGGGGUGGAUCACGCCGCGUUGGAGGCGAGAGAGGCGGCGGAUGCUGUAUUGAAGGAGUACGAGGCGAAUCAGGCAAGGUUGGCCAAGGCGAUCGAGUCAUCCUUGUACAUGUUGGGCGAUCUGCGGAAUUUCAACGGGGACCAGUGGACUAUCCGGUAUCCGUCCCUGCGGACUGAGGCUGGAGAAUCAUCUCUCCCCCAGCGUCCGGGUAUGGCCCGACGAACCCUCACUUUCGCCGAUGAACCCGCUGCGGCGCACAAGGUCGUGCUCAACUCUACCCCCGCUCGUCGCUCGCUCAAGCGGUCCCUUACCCUCGCGCCUGCCGCAGAGACCACCACCGUCGAACCCUCUUCCUCCCUCAUUACUACUCGUCCCGCCGAGCAAGCCGCGGAUGACUUUUCCAUCCUCCGCCUCGACCUCAAUCUCGGUGCAGCCCGUCAGGCCAAGGGUCUCAUCUCGUCACUCGAGAAAUCUUCUAUCUCAUCCCUCCUCGACAACCGGAUCGCCGCGUCUUUGGACCACCUCGCUCUCCUCCAGCGGCGCGUACAGGACCCUCACUCGAGGGUGCUGGUCACCGGCGAUCUCAAUGCGGGAAAGUCUACCCUCAUCAAUGCCCUGCUGCGUCGUCGGGAAGUCAUGCCCACCGAUCAGCAGCCGCUGACGACGCGGUUCGUCGAGGUGGUCAGCGCCAAGGAGAAUGAGGGGCGGGAGGAAAUCCACAUUCUGGACGGAGAGGGAAAGUACGACCCGGCGGACAAGUCUACCUACUCGGUCGACUCGAUCGACAAUCUCGAGGCGCUCGCUACGGACAUGGACUCGGACGCGUCCGCGCCACCCAUGCGUGUCUUUGUCAAUGAGGCGCGUCUAGACCUCACCAACCCCUCCAUCCUUCACAACGGCGUCGUCGACAUCUCGCUCAUCGACGCGCCCGGUCUUAAUCGCGACUCGAUCAAGACCACUGCCAACUUUGCGCGGCAGGAGGAGAUCGACGUCGUCGUCUUUGUCGUAUCGGCGGCCAACCACUUUACGCUUUCCGCGAAAGAGUUCAUCUGGCAGGCGGGACAUGAAAAGGCGCACCUCUUCAUCGUCGUCAACCGGUUCGACCAGAUCCGGGACAAGCAGCGGUGUCGCCGGGCUGUGCUGGAGCAGAUCAAGCAGCUCAGUCCGGACACAUACGAGGACGCGGCGGACCUUGUGCAUUUCGUUGAUUCUGCCAAGGUCGCCCUUGGGUGUUCAGAGGAGGAGGAUGCGGCAGGGGAUGAGCUGGACGAGGCGUUCCGACACCUCGAGCACUCGCUCCGGUCGUUUGUGCUCGUCAAUCGCGCCAAGUCCAAGCUCGGUCCCGCGCAGAAUUACGUCACCCACCUCCUGGCGGACGUGGAGCUGCUGGCAUCGGCCAACUCGCUCGUCGCUACUCAAGAGCGCGAGGUAGCCAAGGCGGAGCUCGACCGGGUCAAGCCCGUCCUGGAGCAGCUGAAGAAGGGCAAGGAGGGAUUGGAGGAGAGUCUGGUACAGGAGGAAGAGGCGGCGACCGAGUUGGCCCUGACACGGACCAAGACCGCCAUGGUCCGCGGUCUCGAGCGGGUCGGACAGGGAGAGCUAGCGGCACCUGCGCCGGGGCUGGAGUUGCCAUCGUACCCCGGUUUCCUCGGCGUAUGGGACUACGCCAAGGAGGUCAAGCGGGUCAUGCUCGCUUCGAUCGACUUUGUGUCGUCCCUCGCCGAGGCGGACGCUCGCAGAAUCACCAGCGAGGGUGUCAGCCAGGUGACCGAGCUCGGCAACAAGCUCCUCCCAGCGGACGUGGUACGCACCGACCGGGUCUUCAACCCCGCUGCCAUGUUUACUGCUCGUCCACCGUCCAAGCUCGCUCGGCGCACCUCGGGCGUCAAUACGCUCGGUCUCGGUCUCGCCUCCCGCCCCCAACUUGCCGAAGUUUCCCUCUCGGACAUCUUUGACUACACCCACCACAUCUCCAUCGCUCGCUCUUCCCUCCCUUCAUCUUCCUCUGCGUCGGCGUCGAGCCAAGCCCUCAUCCCGUCCUUUGGUGCCGAAGUGGGCGGCCUCGGUCUCGCCUCAUUGGCGUUCGGAGCAUUCACCAUGUCUGGCAAAGUCUUUGGCGUCCGGUCAUUCAUUGACGGCGCUCUCGGCCUCUCGGACCUUCUCGCACACCCCAUGACCCGCAAAUGGGCCGGACCCGUCGUCGGCGUCUUUGCACUCGGAGCUGUCGGGUAUGUGGUGUAUGAGCUUCCGCGCUCUAUUCCCCGGAACGUCGGAAGGCACAUCCAGUCCAACCUCCUCCUUACCGGCCUGGACGGGGAGGAGACGCCGUACGCCGAUGCUCAGGCCCAGCGGGUCGGCAAGGAAGUACGGAAAGUCAUGCGUCUGGCGGCGUGGGAUUUGCGGGAACGGUUCCGCGGAGCGGUGGAUGCGAGGGGAGAGGUGGUCAGGGAGAGUGAAGCGCUCGAGAGGAAGGCGGGUAAGGCGUUAAAGUACUUUGAAGGGGUGGAGAGGAAGGUCGAGGAGAUUAGGGAGCAGGUCGGCGUCAAGGUUUAA
Molecule: messenger RNA, 2643 nt
Organism: Dioszegia hungarica
Lineage: Eukaryota; Fungi; Basidiomycota; Tremellomycetes; Tremellales; Bulleribasidiaceae
Exons: 3
Coding region: 1-2643 (880 amino acids)
Biological process (GO): mitochondrial fusion
Cellular component (GO): mitochondrial outer membrane
Molecular function (GO): GTP binding; GTPase activity
Source: RefSeq, a predicted model, not a curated record